AUGAAGCCAAUUAUUGGCAUCCUCGCCGUCGCUGGACUUGUGUAUCGUGCGGCUUCUCGCAAGUCACUCACGCCGCUCGGCCUCGUCGUCGCCGGUGUGUCAGCGACCGCGCACGCGCUCCAUCCAUGGUCAACCCCCUUUGCGUUGCUGGCAGUCUUCUACUACGGCGGAACGAAGGCCACUAAGGUCAAACACGAAAUCAAAGCCCAGAAAACACUCUCAGCGACUGGGUCAGAAGGCGGCGAGGGUCCCCGCAAUCAUAUUCAGGUUCUCGCGAACUCCGUUGUGGCGACUGCUCUUAGCGUGGCCCAUGCUCUUGUCCUAGCUAGAAGCUCUACGGAGACUUGCUUCUCCUUCGGCCAGAACCCCGCAGAUAUUCUAAUGGUCGGUGUUGUUGCAAACUACGCCGCUGUUGCCGCCGACACCUUCUCCUCCGAACUUGGCAUACUUUCUAAAUCGAAGCCCCGUCUUAUUACCUCCCUUACACUUCGCGAGGUUCCCCCGGGUACGAAUGGCGGCGUUACCGCAGCUGGUCUUGGAGCGGGCCUGUUGGGAUCGUUCUCAAUCGCCUUGACAUCUGCACUCGUUCUUCCAUUUUGCCCAGGGAAGUCCGGAAUUCAAGAACGUGCAAUGUGGACUGUUGCCGUGACGUUAUGUGGUCUUCUGGGAAGCAUCCUGGACAGCGUGCUGGGUGGUCUUCUGCAAGCUAGCGUUGUGGACAAGAGAACCGGCAAGGUUGUGGAAGGCAGCGGGGGUAGAAAGGUUCUACUUCACCCCGGAUCUACAAGGCCAGGAAGCAUAUCUAGCGAUCCUCAUUCUGCCAGUACGACGGGUAGCUCUGAGAUUCGCAACACCGAGACAGUUGCCAACACUGCGAUCCUGCGAGGUACCCGCGCAACUGGCACCUCAGCGGGAACUCAGGCCGGUCGCCCUCAUGAAGAGAGUCAUGAAAGUCGACGCAUUGAAACUGGCCAUGACUGGUUAGACAAUAAUGGCGUGAAUCUCUUGAUGGCAUUUUUAAUGAGCGCUGGAGCCAUGGGUUUCUCGCAAUGGUUUUGGGGUGUUGAUAUCCGGGAGCUGUGGGCUUGA
Penicillium macrosclerotiorum is the source of this 1089-nucleotide messenger RNA. RefSeq names its product DUF92 domain-containing protein. The coding region runs from base 1 to 1089 and encodes 362 amino acids. Gene Ontology annotation, cellular component: membrane. The transcript has 4 exons. The record is from RefSeq and is a predicted model, not a curated record. NCBI's taxonomy places the organism in Eukaryota, Fungi, Ascomycota, Eurotiomycetes, Eurotiales, Aspergillaceae.